UAACAAGGAGGAAAGGAAGGAGAUUCGCAAAAAUCCGAAGUCACGCUGAAUUCAGAAGAAGCCGGUGCUUGUUUUGAAAAGUUAUAAAUUCGACAUGUUUCGAAAUCAAUAUGACAAUGAUGUCACAGUUUGGAGCCCACAGGGUCGUAUUCACCAAAUUGAGUAUGCCAUGGAGGCUGUCAAGCAAGGGUCAGCCACUGUAGGUCUCAAAUCCAAAACACAUGCCAUCCUCGUGGCUCUGAAGAGAGCUCCAUCAGAGUUAUCCGCCCAUCAGAAGAAAAUCAUCCCUAUAGAUGACCAUGUGGGUGUGUCAAUAGCAGGUCUGACAGCUGAUGCCCGCCUUCUUAGUAAUUUCAUGAGAGCUGAGUGCCUGGACUCCAGAUAUGCCUAUGAUCAGCCCCUCCCUAUAUCUCGUCUGGUCGGCUCCAUCGGCUCAAAGUCACAAAUCCCUACCCAGAGAUAUGGGCGACGGCCAUUUGGUGUCGGUCUCUUAGUUGCUGGCUAUGAUUCUAUGGGGCCACACAUAUACCAGACCUGUCCUUCAGCUAACUACUAUGACUGUAAAUGCAUGGCCAUCGGAGCCCGGUCGCAGUCAGCCCGAACAUACCUAGAAAAGUACAUAUCCAAGUUUGGGGAGUGUACACUGGAGGAGUUGGUUAAGCAUGGUCUACGGGCCCUUAGGGAUACACUGCCAUCUGAAGUGGAGCUCACUACAAAGAAUUGCUCUCUAGGAAUUGUUGGAAAAGACAUGGAUUUCACAAUCUAUGAUGAUGAUGCUGUAACACAAUACCUGGCCAUGGUUGAAGGUGAAGACAAGGAUCGAGGAUCCCCAGGGGAGGGGGAGCAAGCUGAGGAUGCUGCGUCUCCAAUGGAGGUACUGCCAGAGGAUGGACAGGCAGCACCACCCGCUGACCCUGCCCCUGGUGCACCAGAAGGGGAGGACCAGCAGGCUAUGGAACACUGACCAAUCUUCAAGGCAGCCUGGUCAUGUGUAAUUGAAUUGACCAUUCAAACUCAUCAUCAGUCAUGUGACAUGUUAUUGACCAUUCACACCCAUUCUGUUUUUGUCAUGCCACAAGAAACUCUAGACAUUUGUAAAAAUUCUAUUGUCAUGCAACAUAAAACUUUGGACAUUUGUAAAUACUUUAUUGUCAUCUGACAGUAACUAGAAGAUUGAUGAACAAAUUGAGAGAUGAGCAAUGGACCUGGAAUUGUUAAGCAGUAUCUCAGGUUGGGUUGGUGUAUGGAUGGAGACUGAAAACAGACCAAGCUGCAAGGGCACAAGGUGUGGCUUACAGUGGGAGUCUAAUAUCAUACUUAACGGGGGUUUCAAUGUUAUGUACUUGUGAGUGUAAACAGUACACAUUGUGAAGGAUUUGUACACGGGGAGCAGUAGAUGUAAGUGUGUAUUACAUCUGUGUUGUUGAAUGAGGAACUGUAAUGCUAUCUAUACCUUACUGUUAGUCAAUAAGCAAUCCUGUACAAGACCCUGUGCUACGUUGACCUCUUAACAGUGCUAUGUACACCUCUUAUAGUGCUAUGUACACUACCAAGUCAUCAAUGAGAGUCAUCUACAAUGUUAUAUUUAUUGACAAGGAAUAAACAGGUUUACAUCAA
This is a messenger RNA of Mizuhopecten yessoensis (Yesso scallop), 1617 nucleotides long. RefSeq names its product proteasome subunit alpha type-1-like. The coding region runs from base 95 to 964 and encodes 289 amino acids. Gene Ontology annotation, cellular component: proteasome core complex, alpha-subunit complex; nucleus; proteasome core complex. Gene Ontology annotation, biological process: ubiquitin-dependent protein catabolic process. The transcript has 11 exons. The record is from RefSeq and is a predicted model, not a curated record. Lineage: Eukaryota; Metazoa; Mollusca; Bivalvia; Pectinida; Pectinidae.